Molecule: messenger RNA, 2528 nt
Organism: Schistosoma mattheei
Lineage: Eukaryota; Metazoa; Platyhelminthes; Trematoda; Strigeidida; Schistosomatidae
Source: the annotation of a GenBank genome assembly
GAAAAUAAAACUGCUGUUAUGUCAACAAACACUUUGCACAUUUUGAAAUGACUGAAGCCGAACGUUCUAAAGUAUUUAUAGCAAACGUUGACAGAUAUGAUGAAUGCAACAUUGCAAAAUUUUUGUCUCAACUUGUUAUUGGAAGGGCCUCAAAAGCAGAGGAUGAAGAAGCUGUUGAAGAAGGCAAUGUGACUUCCAAGCAAGUAGGAAAUCCCCAAACGUAUUCAAUUUACGGUACAGUGGAUGAUUCUUGCAAAGAUCCCCCUGGUUUCGUGAAUAUCAUCACAAUGGAUGACAAACGGCAAGACUAUGUUGAAAAAAUCAUUGAAUGUGAUUAUAUCAUUUACAAUAUCAAAGAUGAUCACACUGUUGUUGAUGAUGCUUUGUGGAUACUAGAUCAAAUUCAUAGUAAUUUAGAAUCUUUUACAACACAAAAGAUAUUCAUUCUUAUUUCUUCUGUAUUAACAUGGUCCAAAAGUGCACUUCCAGAUCCAGAUGAUCCGGAAAUGCCUUUUACUGAUGAUGAUUAUUUAAGAAGGAAAUCACAUCCAAACUUUAAAGAGCAUAUAUUAGCUGAGAAAUCAGUUGUACAACAAGGAAAAACAAAUAAACUAAAACUACUUACCUAUGUUAUCGCAUGUGGUCUAACGUAUGGAGAGAAAGAAAAUGUAUUUCAUCAUUUCUUCAAGGCGGCAUGGAAUAACGAAGAAUUUAUUCAAUUACCAGGAGAUGGGAAUAAUAUUGUACCUACAAUACACUUACGUGACCUAACCAGCAUAUUGCAGUUCGUUAUGGAAAUGAGACCAGCAAAACACUAUAUUCUGGCUAAAGAUGAUUCUCAAAAUACACUUCGUGAGAUAGUCAAAGCUAUUUCUACAAGUAUGACAACUGGUCAUAUUAAAUCUAUCUCUAAAGAAGAAGCUUUGUUUUGUCGAGAUAUAACACAAAAUGCAAUGGAUCAGUUAUUAGUAUCAAUUCGUAUGAAUGCUAGUUAUGUAAAAGAAAAUUUUCAAAUUAAAUGGCAUUGUGAAACAGGAUUAGUAGAUCAUAUUAAUUUGAUCACGAAAGAAUAUAAAUUAUCUCGUCAAUUAAUACCUAUUCGAUUAUGCAUUCUUGGUCCACCUGCAAGUGGUAAGACAACACUGGCUAAAAAGCUUUGUGAAUAUUAUAAAUUGCCGCAUAUACAUAUUAAACAAGUCAUCGAUGAAGCUAUAGCUAAUCUAAAAAAACGUGUUCAAAUGAUUGAAGAAGCUCAAAGUGAUCAAAACCAAAUGCUUAAUGAAAAUGAAUAUCCAGGCAGUGAAGAUUCUGAGUUCUUAGAAGCUAUUCAACAAAACAUGACUGAAAAUAACGGUCGACUUGGUUUAGAAUAUGUAACAACAUUAUUUCAAGAAAAACUCAACUCUAAGCCAUGUCAAAAUCAAGGAUACAUAAUUGAUGGAUAUCCGAAAUCAAAAAAGCAAGCAGCCUCGUUGUUUUCUCCUAGUGGGGGUAGUGGGGAUGGCGAAGAAGACGAAGGAGAACAAGAGAAUGAAGAAGAGGAGGAAGAAGGAAUUAAAGCAAUAGAUACAAGCGAUUUUACACAAUCAGCUAAUGAAUUGUUUAAAAGUCAAUACUUACAAUCUGAAAAAGAAGCAGACGAUGUAACUAAAGAAUUAGGAUUAUUAUCAACUCAACCAAUACCGAUGCAAUUACCUAAAGGAUUACUUCCUGCAUAUGUAUUUGAACUUCAAGCAACUGAUAACUUUUUAAGAGAUCGUAUUAUGAAUAUGCCAGAAUAUAAAGUACAUGGGACACAUUAUACUGAAUCGGGUUUCUGGCGACGUUUAAAUGAAUAUCGUACUAAUCAAAUAGGAAUAAAUCCAGCUUUAUCACCUACUUUAAAUAUUCCUGGAUCUCCAGGUUCUGAACCUGAAGUUGGACAAGUUGAUUUAAAUUCAUUAAGUCCAUUAGCUUCAGCAAGUAUUUACGAAAAUUCUGUAAGAGCUUAUUUUGAUUCCAAAGGAAUUCUUCAAAUCCCAGUCAAUAUAAUGACUGAUGAAAGUGAAGAAGACCUGAUCACAUUUGUAUUUCUCUUAGGGUAUACUCUUAAUUAUAAAUCUUCAUUCGUACAUACUGUAGUUUAUCAUGGGAGUUGGAACAAAACAUUUAAAAAACUAGUUUAUUUUAUUGGUCCACCACGUAAUUAUGGUUUAUCUGAUGAAGAAAUUGAAAAGCAGCGAUUAAUUGUGGAAAAGCAACGUAUUGAAUUUGAAAGAGCAGAGGAGGAAAGAUUAAAACAAGAAAUUGAAACUGCAGAAGCUGAACGUAAUCGACGUAUAAAAGAAUGGAAAGAAAAACAGGAAGCUUUGGAAAAAGAAGAAGAAGACCUAUUAAACAAAGAAGCAGAACCAUUAAGGGCUUAUUUAAGAAAGCAUAUUAUGCCAGUAUUAGCAAAAGGAUUAACUGAAUGUGUUCGUAAACGUCCAGAUGAUCCGCUGGAUUUUCUAGCUGAAUAUUUGUUUUACAAUAAUCCUCAAGUUGAUUAA